ACUAUUAAUACAGUUUUGCUAAAUGCUACUGCCCGGUAGUGCUAACAUAGUGCUAUGCAAGGUUUGGUUGAUGUAUCCAACAUGCUGUCUUUAAUUUUUCUUAAAUGCUGUCAAUAGACUACAGUUAAAUUUAGCUUUGCAUAUGUCAGCUGGAUUGUUUCGUAUGGGAGUCACUCUUUACGCUAGUUAUUUUGUAAGCAGUUCUUUUUCUCCUUUAAUGUUUUAUUUAAGAAUUGUGGCUUACCAACAAGGACUCUCUUUGGAUGCUGUAAAAAUCAUCUGUUGAAGUAAGUUAAUUAUUUGACUUUGCCAGGUUUUUCAUCGGGCACAAACAACACAUCUUUUUUUAUUGCGCUUUGUUGUAAAAAGUAAAUGUGAAAGUUGUUAUCAAUAUUUUUUGUAAUAAAUUCGACCAUUUUUUGUAUAUCUGGGAUUUUUAUAUGAGUGAGAUCAGUGCUAUUCUGUGAUAAAUGUGAAAAAAAUACAAACAGUUACUAAAUUUUAACAUGCAACGUUUCUUUCCAAUGGGAAGAUGCUUUGAACUUGGAGUCCAAACUUACAGAGGAGGAAAUUCUUCUUCGUGAUUCCUUUAGAGCAUACUGUGAGAAAAAGUUGAUGCCUCGUAUUCUGUUAGCUAACAGAAAUGAAGUGUUUGACAAAAAUAUAAUGCGAGAACUGGGAGAACUCGGUAUUCUCGGCUGCCACCUGAAGGGCUAUGGCUGCGCGGGAGUGUCCAACGCUGCAUACGGUCUUGUCGCUCGGGAGCUGGAGAGGGUGGACAGUGCCUACCGUUCUGUGAUGAGCGUUCAGUCGUCUCUCGUAAUGUUGCCUAUCUACCUCUUUGGAUCUGAUGCCCAGAAAGAGAAAUACCUUCCUAAACUUGCGUCUGGUGAAAUGAUUGGUUGCUUCGGAUUAACAGAACCUAACUAUGGCAGCGAUAUCUCAAAUAUGGAGACAAAGGCACAGUAUCUUGCAGACAAGAAGGCUUACAUUCUGAGGGGAAGCAAGACCUGGAUAACCAACUCUCCUAUAGCUGACAUAUGUAUAGUCUGGGCAGUGUGUGAGGACAGCAAAGUGAGAGGAUUUCUGGUGGAGAGAGGCACUCAGGGGCUAGAGACUCCGAAAAUACAAGGCAAGUUCUCCCUGAGAGCUUCCAUGACAGGGAUGAUACUUCUCGACUCUGUUAUUGUCCCAGAAGAAAAUCUCUUGCCUGGUGUUGAAGGAAUGAGGGGACCGUUCUCGUGUCUGACGUCGGCACGGUUAGGUAUUGCGUGGGGAGUACUUGGAGCAGCAGAGUUCUGCAUGGCUGCGGCGCGCCAGUACACUCUGGACCGUGUACAGUUUGGCCGUCCUCUCGCAGCUACCCAACUGGUGCAGAAAAAGCUGGCUGAUAUGCUGACAGAGAUAACACUCGGUCUGCAUGGCUGCCUCACCCUCAGCCGCCUAAGUGACAGUGGCCUACUGUGCCCAGAACAAGUGUCCUUGUUGAAACGCAACUCUUGUGGCAAAGCUCUGGAGAUAGCACGGGUAGCUCGGGACAUGUUAGGAGGGAACGGCAUCAGUGACGAGUACCACAUCAUACGGCACGUCAUGAAUCUGGAGGCUGUCAAUACUUAUGAAGGAACUCACGAUAUCCACGCCUUGGUCCUGGGGAGGGCCAUCACUGGAAUUCCAGCCUUUUCUUCUGUUUGAUACAAAUUAUGUCUUUAAAAGAAUGUUAAAUAAAUAAAUUGUUUCUGUUGA
Messenger RNA from Homalodisca vitripennis (glassy-winged sharpshooter), 1743 nucleotides. RefSeq names its product glutaryl-CoA dehydrogenase, mitochondrial. Gene Ontology annotation, biological process: fatty-acyl-CoA biosynthetic process; fatty acid beta-oxidation using acyl-CoA dehydrogenase. NCBI's taxonomy places the organism in Eukaryota, Metazoa, Arthropoda, Insecta, Hemiptera, Cicadellidae. The transcript has 8 exons. Gene Ontology annotation, molecular function: flavin adenine dinucleotide binding; glutaryl-CoA dehydrogenase activity; fatty-acyl-CoA binding. Gene Ontology annotation, cellular component: mitochondrial inner membrane. The record is from RefSeq and is a predicted model, not a curated record. Bases 616 to 1692 code for a protein of 358 amino acids.